Messenger RNA from Polychytrium aggregatum, 1815 nucleotides. RefSeq lists its product as uncharacterized. Lineage: Eukaryota; Fungi; Chytridiomycota; Chytridiomycetes; Polychytriales. Bases 230 to 1324 code for a protein of 364 amino acids. Gene Ontology annotation, molecular function: mRNA binding. Gene Ontology annotation, cellular component: cytosol. The record is from RefSeq and is a predicted model, not a curated record. The transcript is spliced from 3 exons.
CCUCGAUAUGGCGACGGAAUGUCUGUCUGCGCCUGGUUGCGCCGUGUCGAGAAAUCCAGCUCCAUCGAAAUCAGCCCAGUUGCCUGCCGAGAGAAAAGCGUCCGUCGAGCGUUCUCCCUGCCCCCAUCCUUCCAUCCAUCUGCCCAUCUGCCCAUCCUAGUCAGCCCGUGUCACCUCCGGCCGAGAUCUCCCACUAGUAGAGCAUUCCAGACAAGCAAAAGCACCCAUCAUGACUGUCGAUAAGCCCAUUGAAACCCCCGUCCCCGAAGUCGAGGCUGCUGCCAAGGAAGCCGCCGUCGCUGCUGCUGCCGCUGCCGCUGCCGCCACCGCCGUGGCUGUCGAUGAGAAGCCCAAGGUCUUUGUCGGCAACCUGCCUUUCCAAAUCACUGCCGAGGAGCUGAAGGAGUUUUUUGGCAAGUCUGGAAAUGUCGUUGACGUGAGCAUCAUCACUCGUGGCACUCGUUCUCUGGGCUAUGGAUUCGUCUCGUUCGAGACCGAAGAGCAGGCCAAGGUCGCCGCCGAGGCUCUCAACCAGACCGAGCUCCAGGGCCGCCCCGUCAACGUCCAGGUUGCCCGCCCCCAGCAGCUCACUGGUGAGCCUCGCCCUGCUCGCUCUCGCAGUGGUCGCGGAAACGCUCGCAAGCGCUCUGGCCGCCGUCCCAACGCCCCCACGGUUGGCGACGAGUCGAACGAUGCCGAUGCCAAGGCCGAUGGCGAGACCAAGACCGAUGGUGACGCCGCCAAGGCAGCUGCCCCCGCCGAUGCUGCCGCUCCUGCCGAUGGCGCUGAGCGCACCCGCAGCACCCGCCGCCGCAACCGCAAGCCCAAGACCCCCAAGCCUGCUGCUGAGGGCGAAGAUGCUGCUCGUGUCGACGAUGACGCCGACGAGACCCCCAAGAACGCUGACGGCACGGGUGCUACCAAGAUCCGCAGCCACCGCAGCCCCCGCAAGACCCGCUUCCCCAAGAAGCGCACCCCCGCUCCUCUCGACGGCCCGGCCUCGCCCACGACCAUCUUUGUUGCCAACCUGCCCUUCAAGGUCACCGACAGCGAUCUGAAGGAGAUUUUCCAGGGCUACAAGGUCGUUUCGUCGCAUGUUGUCAAGCGACCCUCCGGCACCAGCCGUGGCUUUGGCUUCAUCGAGGUCGAGAGCGAGUCGGAGCAGCAGCGCAUCCUUUCGGAGCUCAAGAACGUUGUUGUCGACGGUCGCGAGCUGCUCAUCAAGGUUGCCCUCGCCCACCAGAUCCCCCCCGCUACCAAGACCGGUGAUGCCGAGGCCGAGCCUGCUGCUGCCGAUGCUGCCGCGGCCACCGCCACUGCCUAAGAGCACUCCUCACGCCAAAUGAUGAAGAAUAACGCAGUUCACCCCAGGCGUUCGAGACCAAGACCCGGGCCUGUCAUGUGGACUUGGACAGGCCUGCGUGCAAAUAACGCUUCUUUGGGAGGGAAGAAAGACGACUUGAUCUGCAGAGAGAGAAGAUGGUGAGGAGGACUUGCGGUGGGGGGGAUUUUGAUUGUUUGCGUGCUUUGCGGCGGUGGCUGGUGAGUGGGUUAGAUGAGCUGUUUGCGACAUGAAAAGGGACGCAGAGCCUCCGCUUCUCGGGUGGGGCGUAUCCUGACAGGGAUGGAUGCCCUGAACUCGGAAGGUGCGGAGCUCUCUGGCCCCGGACUGUUUUUCUCCGUUCUGUUUCGUUCUUUGGAUUCCUGAAGUAAUCUGUCAUCCAUCUGGCUAUUUGUUACUUUUUUUUGGCUCUUUUGGAUUUCCUCUGCGCCUCUCGUCAUUCUGUAAAUACAUUCGCUUUGUGCUCUCCCGAA